AUGAGAUACUUCAUUUUUCUUUUCCUUUCUCUUUUUUAGAUUUUUGAAAGCAUUUCUUUAGCUCUAGCACAAGAUAGCUCAAGUAUAGAGCCAAUAUUCAUAAAGAAUAUUAAUACAGAAUAUGGAUAGACUACUUUCUAUUAAUUCAAAUUCUUCUAUGGCAAAAGCAUAGUUGAUGGAAAUGCCAACAUUAUGGUUUCUUUCCCUUAAUAAAUAGAAUUAAGCUAUUUCCCUCAAUAUGUUGAGUGCUUUUUCAAAGUAAGUACUACUGAGCAUCAAAGCGUGCCUUGCGAAAAUAAUAGUGAGCGUCAAGUUUACAUCAAUGUAAAAAAUAUAGUUUAAGGAGAAUAAAGCAUAGCUAUAGGUCCUAUAUAAAAUCCAAGCAAUAUAUCUGGUACUGCAUUUUUUAAGGUCUGCAUCCUAUACAAUGAUUAUCAGACAGAUUGCAACGAUUCCUUCGGAAAAGUAUAUUUUGGUAAAAAACCAGCUCUUAUGCCUCUUGCAGAUGUCUAGUAUAAAAGUUCACUUUAAGUUAAUGAAGGGAGUUCUUGGAUUUUUGAUUUUAAAUUAUUAGGAAUCUAUGAAAAUAAUUUAUUUAGCAUCAGAAUAACAUUUCCUGAUGGAUUUAAGACUAAAUCUGCAAUAUGUGAUAUCGAAGGUAGCUAAACAAAACCAAAGACAAUUAUCCUCUAUAAUUAAAGAAUGAUUGAAUGCUAAAAUAUUGCGAAGUAGCUUAAAGGAAACCAAUAAAUUAGAAUAGUUAAUAUGAUAAAUCCUAGUAGUAUUGUAGAUUUAAAGAAUUUCUAAAUUGAACUUAUGUAGCAAUCGAACAGCUUAAUCUUUGAAAGAAUAAUCUUUAAUCCUAAAUUGAAUAUUUAGUUACAAGUUGGAAAUAUGAAAGCUAAUUUAAUUUAAGAAAACAAUUUCAAAUAUUCAAAUAGCACUCUUACUUUCUAAAUUAAUCCUACAAAUAAGUUAGGAGAAGGUGGCUCUCUUUAAAUAUUAUUUGGUUAAUAGUGGAAAUUAUGGGCUCUAAAUUGUACAGUAAUUAAAGGAUUUAUAAGAUAUUCUGGAUAAAUUCCAAAUUGUUUCUUAAAUUCAAAAGAUAAUAGUUAUUAUAUUUAAAAUUUCAAAGAGAUAGAUUUCACACAGUAAAUUGUUAUAAAAGUAAUUGCUUAAUCUCCAAUAACAGAAGGAAAUUUCCCUAUUAAUGUGCAAACAUUGAAUUCAAGAUAAAAAAUUGUUGACUCUUCUAUUGUUUCUGCACUCACAAAUUCAACCUUUGGGAGUCUCAAAAGAUUUACUGCCAGUGCUGUAAGAGAUUCAAUUAAAUUAUAGGCUGGGAAAGCAGGUCCUUUAGAAUCAACAUUCUUCUUAAAACAUAAUCUUCCAGCUACCAAUUAUAAAUCUAUUGGAAAGGUUGUCAUUGAUAUUUUUCCAAAAAUACCUAAACCCUCGACAAAUUAUGGUAUAAUUAAAUGCUAUUUCUAUGGAAAUAUUUUAGCUUCUAGCUGCCUUUUUGAUGAUAUGACAUACGCAGAUCGUACAAAAAUAACUAUUUAUACUCCUGAAAAUUUCGAUUAUUAAGAGAGUGAAAUUCCUAUUACUGUAACUACAGAAGGAUCCAAACCAGGUUAUAAUGAUGGAAUUUUACUAGAUCCUCUUGUAAAAAGAUAUUUAUUUCACUACCAUUUCUAUGAUAAUGAUUUACCGUCUUCUGAACCCACAGAAGUGUAUUAUCAAGAAUGGGUUCCAGAUUCUUUUGAAAUACCUGAUACAGAUUUCAAAUAUAAUAUUCUGAUAAGAGAAAAAAAUGAAUAUACUCAUAUGCGUUUUGAAAUGAAAUAACAAAUAACUCUCCCUUAUAGUGAUAGAAAUUACUUAUUUAGAGUUACAUUUAUAAAAGAUCCUAUUAAUGUAUGGUAAAUAGGAUAAUCUUAUGAAAAUGACUAUGAAAUUAUUGAAGACUUUCCUUGUUGUUUGUAUGGAUCCAGUGCAGUGGCAAAUCCUUUCUCAAAAUGUGAUUUAUAUUAAUAGAGUUUUAGAGAUCCUUUUGUUCAAGCUUAUGGAUUUGAAACUCUUAAAGUUAUAAAAGGUAAUUGGAUAAUUUUAGAAAUUCCUCAAAUCAAAAUAGCAAAUGUGCCUGCUGGCUCAAAAGGAACCCUAAGAUUUUCCUUAAUGGAAGAAACACCUGGCAUGAUAAAUCCUGAAAUUGAACUAUACUACAAAUAAAUAUCAGUGGAAAUAUUAGAAUAAUCUUUUAUAAAUUAUUCAUUUAAUCCUAACAUAGCCACCACUUUAAUGCCACCUAUUGUUAAUUAAUAAACAAAUCUUAGAUUCUAAUGGAGCGCAGCUGUAUAUGACCCUUAAUAUUUAAUUUAUGAAAUAGAUUAAGUGGGUUAUUAUGAUAUAGGAAGAGGGGUAAUUCAACCAACUAAUUGUGAUGGUAAUUAGUGUAUCAAAUUUUAAAAGCCAGUUCAUUGGAUUGUAAUUUAUCCUAAUACUCCUCUUAAUUAAUAAAUAAUUACAAAUAUUUAAGGAGUAUUUUAAAAUCCAAAUUAUGCAGAUAAAUUCAUUUUUAAGGUCAGAGCUAUGAAAAAUGGUGUAGUGGUAAAUAAACAUACUUUUAAUGUAAAAGUUGACUCAGCAGAUAUUUAAAGCAAAAUAUUCGAUAUUUGCAAUCCAAGUCAUGUUAUAAAUUCUAUAAAUGGCUUGAUAAGAAAAAAUGAAGAGCAUGAAUUCUAUAUAAAAUUCACUACAAGAACUGCGAUGCCUAGAAAUUCUCUUAUACGCUUUAGUUUUAAAAAUAUUAAAACUUAAACACAAACUGACCGCCACAUUAAUUUUUGUAAUAUCAUAAGUGGUUUAGUACCUUAUGACAAGACACCUAUCUAGUGCAAAACAGUAAGUACAAGCAUAAUUGAAAUUUCUCAUUUUGAAUAGGUUUUACAAAAUGUGCCUAUAGAAAUUCAUUUUAGACUUCUUAAUGAUGGCUCUGCAACAAUAAACCCAACUGUUGACAUUGAAACUUUUUAUGGACCUAAAAAUGAUAAGUUAAUUGAUAGUACCUAUUCAAUUCCAUCUAAUACACCAAAUAUUUCUACAAAUAAUGUGGAUUCACAAGUAAAAUUUAAAGUACUAGAUGAAGCUAUAAGAUCAGAAAAAAGAGAAAAAGGUUAUAUUGGACCAGUAAUCAUUGACUUCAUGCCAAAUAUAAUUACAAAUCUUAAAAUUAUUAAGGUAAAAUUCGAUAUCAGCUUUGUAACUCCAAGAAAUUAUGGAACAGAUUCUCUUAUUUGCUUAGUUAAUGAAGUUAGGUUUAACUGUGUUUAUUAAAUUAACCCACUUUAUGUUACAAUAGAUAUUACCUCUAAUAAUUUAAAACCUACUUCUGCCUAUAGAUUAUCAAUAUCUACUGAAUAUGUUUCUCCUUUAGAUGGCUUAGUUCAUCCAAAAACUGAAGGUUUUUAUCCUAUUCAUGUUGAAAUCUAGGACACUAAUGGCUUUAUAAACUAAGCAACUAGAUGGAUGUUUAUAAAGGCAGCUAAACUAUAAUUCAUAUACAUAGAAAGUGUUAUAAGAAAUUAAAAGAGAGCUAACAUGUUCUAUGUUAACUUUAAAACUGCUCUACCAGUUCAAAAACACAGUUCUGGAGGUAGGAUUCAUAUAGAAUUUCCAACCUUAGACCCAAUGGGUAAUGCUUUAUUUGAUUUAGAUUUGGGAGGUUACUAAUAAAGCGGAGAUGAAGUAGGCUGUAGAUUUAUUAAGUAAGGAGUAACGACUGGAGAUAUAGGAGAUAUUAACAAUAAUAGAUGUCGUCUUAUUAAAAGCCAAAAAAGAGGUAAUCCUGCAGUUGUAGAAAUUAUCAAUUUUCCUUCACUACCUGCUGGAACUGAAAUUUAAAUGUGGAUUGCUAAAGUAUUCAAUCCACCUAACUUCAAUUAUCCUAGUUAAUCUACUCUCUAAGUUAUGGAUGCAAAUAUAUCUAUUAAUAUUUUUGAAUAAAACCCAUAGACAGGAGAGUUGAAAUACAUUCAUUAUGAUACUUAUAAUGUAUUUAUGGAUAUAAGAGAUGAUCCAACUCUUCAUGAUGCUACCCACCCUUUUAGCUCUUAAGCAAUAAAUCAAGUUUGGGAAACUGGAUCUUAAGUUAAUAGUAAACUAAAAUCUAUGGUAAACUAGGUAUGGUAUGAUAUUACUCCUUUCGCGCCAGGAGAUUUCUAUAUAGUUGAAUUACCAAAUAAUUUCCCAGAUACUCUUAAACCUGAUUGGAAAAUGGCUACUUGCCUAACAUUUUAUGAUUGGUGUUUAACUUUCCCUUAAAUAAAUUGGGUAGUUUUGCAUAUAAGUGCCAGUUUAGCUGCUAAUACUAUGUAUGCUAAUAAUGACGUUUUAAUUUAAGUUUUACCUUAAAGUGUACCUUAGAUAACUACCACAUAUUAAUCCUAUGUUUGGUAAGGAAGAUUCUUUAGAGGAUAUGUUACUCACUAAAUUACCCCUAAGUAAUGGCUCUAGUUAAUUGGAACUAUUAAAAAUUAUGGAUUGACUUAAAUAGAUUCGCCAUAAAAGCUAAUCAAAGGUAGAACAAGAGUUGAAGUCAACUUUAAUUUUACAAAUUCUAAUUUUAUUCCAUAUUAUGGUGCAAUUUAAAUUAGAUUCCCACCAAGAAUACUAUCUAUAUAAUCUCACUGCAGAAGCUCAAUAACUGUUGGAUCUGGAUUGCAAUCAAAAGCUGGUCCAUUUGGUAAUGUUGGAUGUUUAGUUCAAGAUUAGAAUACAUGGGUUAUAUAUGGAUUUGGUGAUAUAAAUCCUUUGACUAACAUUAAAAUUUAAGGAAUUAUUGAUUUACCUAAUGAUGGAAAUGCAGGAUAUAUUGGAAAUUUAGAUGUUAUAACUUAUGGUAGUCAUGAAUAUGAUAAUAUUUUUAAUAAAGGUAGAAUUAUUGAUAAGAGUCUUGCACUCUCAAAAAGUGGAUUUACUAUUGAUAACUUUUAAACAAAACAAAUCGAAGAUAUUGAUCUUUUACAUAUAGAAACUAAAACUCUAAGGAAUGCUUAUAGGACUCCUUUAACUUUUAAAUUUAAAAUUGGCGAUAAUGUAUUUGCAAAUAGAGGUAGAAUUAGACUAAUGUUUUACUAAUACUCUUAACUAUCCUUCAAUGAUUAUAUUGGGAAUUCUUUUUAGUAUUAUCCUACAAGUUAGUAUGUAUGUAAUAUUCAAGUCGUUGAUACUUAAGAAAAUCAUGGAUGUAAAAUGGAAUCAAUUACUUUAAAAAAUCAGGGAUAUAAUUAAAUAUACUACCUCUUUUAGAUGAUCCCUAAUAGUGAUUUACUGUCAAAUAUAGAUUAUCUUUUUACUUUAACUACAAUUGAUGGAGAUGGUUAGGAUGAAGGGCUAACCUUUCCAAAUUCAGGUUUACCUUAUAAAAUUGAUGUAUCUAUGUCAGUUUAAGAACCAAAAGGCGAUAACGAUUACACACUUCAUUAGCAUUUAUAUUACUAAGUUUAUGGAUAACCAUUUGCAUAUUUAAAAUUUACAAGCUACAUUACUUUAAAAAAUGAAAUGAACUUAUUUAUAAUAGAAUUUUAACCAGGAUAAACUAUAAGAAAUGAUGAUACCUUAGUUAUUGAAAUCCCAACUGCUUCUAUAGAUUUGCAGUAUAAUUUGUUUGCAGACGAUGGAGGUUUACAGCUAAAUAAUCAAGAUAUAAUCUUAAAUGAUAUAAUUGAUAUGUCUCCUUCAUAUCCAAACCCUACUAUGGAGUGCAGAAUGUCAAGAGGACUUUAGAUCAAAGGACUUCCUAUUAAAUUCCUCUGCAGUAACUUUUAAUCUUCAGGUGUUUUAAAAGAUAUAGGAGCUAAUGAUAGAAUGAAAGUUGCUUUUAACAUUUAAAAUCCUGAUGUUACUGCAAAUCAUUAUUCAAUCCCAGCAUAAGUAUAUGUUCAAAGAAAUUAUAAAAAUGCCAAUGAGAAAAUACUUUAUGAUUUUGUUGAGAAUGCUUUUUAUAUCCAUUUUUGGAACCCUUAAAUAAUUUCUCAAGUAAAUGGUGAUUUUAAUGUUGGUCCUUUUACAUCAACUGUUUGUAAUUCCCUUACGGAUUUUAAAUUUAGAGUGAGAAACAGCUAGAAUUUGGUAGGUAAAAAUGAGGAUGCUUAUAUUUUAAGAUUUAAUUUUGAAUUAAGAGAUGAUGAUUAUCUUCACAAAAAAAAUUGUGCUUACAUUAUUACAGGAAGUCCUUCUCAUAAUUGUGCAACAUUACCAAAUCUUAGAACUUUUAUUGCAUGGCCUCAUGCUACUUAUGAUUUAGUAGCUCCUAUUUAAAUAUAAACAACAGGAAAUAAAUGGCUAACUAGUUUCUAUAGUGAAGAAAAUUAAAAUAAGAGGCAAAUAGUAGGUUAUGCUUGUUAUGUUAGAGAACUUUGGAGUGAAAAAGUAAUAUACUAAGAUUUAUACCCAGAUCUACAACCUAAUAGAGUAGAAACUCUUUAUUUUGAUCUCAGAUUUAAACAUGUUGAUUACCAUUUUGCAAAUGAAAGAAUGGAUUUUAUUAUGUAGGUUACUUCACCUUAUUGGUAUUAUACAGAUAGAGUAGUCAUAACAUUCCCUGCUAAUAUUGGGUGGGCACUUGUAGGUGAUAUGUGUUUAGAAAGCCCUGGUUCUGAUAUACAAGUAACAAAAUGUUGGUUUGUUUUUAACUCUGGUCAAAUUUAAGCAUGGAUUGACAUAGCUCAUAAAGAUAGUUAUGUUAACGGUGAUUAAAAUGCCAGAUAAACUCUACUCAUAGAAUCUCAUAUGGAGACAUUCCAGGUUCCAUCAAACUAAGGAAUAAAUCCUAGUUUCAGCUCAUUUAGUGUGAAGUUCUAUUAAUGGUCAAGACAUCCCUCAAUGUAACCAAGUCCUUGGCGUAGUAAUCCUCCUGUUACCUUAGAUCCUUCAACAGAAAAAUAUGUGUGCUUUACAAACAGUGGAACAAUGAGAGCUGGAGAAAGCUUUGCAGUAGCACCAAGCUAAACUUGGGAUGUCAAUUGGUAAAGUGAAUCAACCAUAGAAUUUGAUUAUGAAUAUCACAGGUAUUUAGAUGAAUUUGUUCCUUGCUUUAAGACCUAGAGGGCUCCUAUUAAAAUGGAUAUUUAUUCACCAACAGCUUUCAGCAGUUUAAAAGGAACAUAAAACUAUCACAUUUUUGAUUUUUAUUAUGGAAAAGAUGUUAUAAUCCCAACUCCAAUAGAAAUAAAAGAUUAUGUUUAAGAUAAAUUAAUAUGUUGGGUAAAUAAUGAUAGAGUUAAGUGUGAAAAUGAUUCAAUAAAUAAUAAAAUUAGACUUUAUUUCUAAACUUAAAUAGCAGCUAACGGUUUAAUGUUUAUUUUUAUUACAUCUCAUGAUACUAAUGAUAUAACCAAUGAAGGUUUUAGUUAUUAAGGUGAUUAGUACUAAUAUAAGUGGCUAUAUGAAAUUUCAUAAUUUGGAGGAUAAACAUAUUAUGGAUACACUGACCCCUUCCCUAUUAUGUAUAAUACUAAUGGAGGAAUUAAAUGUCCUCACAGAGGAAUAGAAGAUGGUGAUUUAGCAGAUAGCUCUACUUAAAUAGCAUAUCAUCUAACUGGGUAUUGGUUUUGGUUUAGAUUUGCAAGACCAGAUAUUUUAGGUAUAACAUUUAAUUUUAAGCCAAGGGAUUAUGAUAAUAGAGACCUUUAUAACCCAAAUUUUUUUAUGGGAUUAGAAAAUGGUGCUUAAUAUCCUUGCUCUAGAGGAAUAUCUGGAGGUAAAAGGAAUGAUGUUAGGUGUAUUUAUGAAAAGGGUGAUAAUACAGGAUUUGGUAUAGCUCAUCGUGUGCAUAUUUUUGAUUUUAAUUACCAAGUUGGUAAUAACGAAAUUUUUGGAUUGUUAUUUAAUGGCCUUUCAAAUGUGUUUAAGAUAACAGUCGAAGCUUGGGGGGGUAAAGCAACUUUUAACUAACCUUACGGAAAUUAUUUUAUGGGUUCAUUAAUUUUUGAUGCAUGGUGGGGUCCUUGGAAUGGUUUAUGCAGUGUACCAAAUAGUUGUACUGGGUGCGAUAAUACAUAAAAUCACUGUGACUAUUAAGGAACUGUAUUUAUGGUACCAGAAAAACCUGCUUUUAUGGAUAAAAAUAUUCUUCACUUUUAUAAUACUUGUUAGCCUGGCACAUAAAGUACAGUUAUUGUCGAAGUAGUCUUAUAAAAAAAAAGCUCUUUUGAUUCAAGUUAUGUUGAAGUGUGUUAAGUUGAUCCUUAAAUUCAUGUUAAAGAUAUGUUUAUUUUUGAAAAAUAUGAAUGGUCUGCUAAUCCUAGUUAAAAUGAAUAUGUUAAAAAAGCUUACUUGUAUUAUGAUUUUAGUGAUGGAAAAGUGAAUGACCUUAACAUAGGGUAUUUUAAAUGCAAGCACUAUAAUCAGAAUAUUAUAACAUACUAUUAAUGUGGUGACUUAAAGGUAAGCGAUUAUAGGCUAUAUAUUAGAUUUGAGACAUAAACUAAUAGAAUGUGUGAACAUAGAUAUGGUGCUUCAGAAUGUAAUACUUCAUCCACAGCCACUAAUGAAUAUGCAGCAGAAAAAUACACAAUAAAUAUUAAUGAUUUUAAUAAUGAUUAUGACUUCAAAAUUUGGAAGUUUCAUGAAGAUACUUGGACUACUCUUGCAGUCAGACUAUUUGACGUACAUAAUAAUGCCUUUACAACUCCCUAUUAUGAUUCUGUGUUAACUUUUAGUUAUGAUUAAUUCUUGAAUAUUCCUAAUUUUGGAAUACCUUCAGAAUGCUAUAUAGUAGAGGGAUUGAGAAUGUCAGAUAGAAGAAAAUUAGGAGAAGAACCAUUAUGUUAAGUUUUACCUAAUCCAAAUAAUUCUUCACCUUUAGCAUUUAUAUUUAAAAUAACUAAUUGGGACACUAUCGUUCCUAACGAAUAUGUAAGAAUUUUAUUUAGACAUCAUAUUAUGCAAUAUAUAUGGAAUGUAUAUAAUAUCCCUGACUAUUCUCCUUUUGUGAUGAAUUUAUAUGCAAAUAAUGAAGCAUAUGGAGAUGGUAAAAAUGGGCAUAUGAACUCAAGAAAAUGGGUGAAUCCGUAUAACUUUUACUUUUGCUGGAAUAUAAAUCAUAAUUUUGUUGUACUUGACUUUAACCAUUAAGGAGCUGACACUUUUCUUCUUGCUUAAGCCUAAGCAAGUUCAAAUAUAGGAUUCCAUUUUAAUAAUUACGAUUGUACAUAUAAUUAAUGUAUUGAGUUAGUUAUGUUUGGUUUAUAAGAUUAUGCUAUGGGUAGGACAAUUACUAUUUAAUGGUAUAUCAAUGAUUAGUUAAACAGCUGUACUGAUUGGGCAGAUUUUAGGUGGAAAGGGAUACACAGAUGGACUUUAUGCUUUGAUUAAAAUAGAAAUUGCUUAUAAAAUGGUUGGUAUACAAAUUAAGUUCUUAAAUUCAGAAUAACAUUUUAAGGAGUUUAAAUUCCUUUGGAUAGAAAUUAUUGGUGGGUUCAUAUGAGAUUUUAUGAGAAUAUACUUUUUGAGAGGUAUAUAGGAGGAUGUGCCCAUAGAGGCUGGGAAUUCAUGUGCUAAAAUGACGAAUGGGUUAAUAAUUUUGAAAUAGGUGCAUCUCUAUCUGUAAAUUUAUUAUCGCUAUCUUAUAAUUCUAUUACAGAAGUUGACUUUAUCAUUACUUCUAUAUAUGAGUCUAUUGGUUUAGAUGUUAAUGUUAAUAGAAUACUAAUUAUGGAAUUUAGUGGCUCAGAUUGGUUAGAUAAUCCAAUUUAUGGUACAUAGUAUGAUCUAUAAGAAAUUAAUUGUGCAUGUGGAGUGAAUACAUUAGUUUUAAGUCCAUAAGUAUGUGUAAAAAGAAAUAGAAGAAUUGUAGCAGGUAGACUUUAUGAUCCAGUUGUUCUUUUUUAUUUUUCAGCUCCUACAGGGUCAACUGUAAGGUGCUCUGUCCCAGAAAUUAUGAUUGAAGCAUAAGCUACUGCACCUAGAGCGAGAAAGUUAAAAUUCAAAAUUAUUCGCCCAUCUCUUUACGAAUGGUAUGGGAAAAAUGGUGAAUAAUUUAAUUCAAGAGUAAAAUCUGAAUAUUCAUUUACUCCAAUUCCAAAUAGCUCUACCUCUGAUUUAAGUAUGCACUAUAAUCCUCCUGUAUUUUACUAAGAUAGAACAACUACAGAAUUAUUUGUAGGGUACUAUGACUUACAAAUUUCUAACAUAAAAAAUCUUAACACUCCAUAUGUUUACAUAAGACAUUCUGAAAUUGGUCCACUUAUGACAACUGAGCUUUGUGAAGAUAAAGGUCUUUGGGAUCCUAACUAUACUAAAGUUUACAAUUAACACACCAAAGUAUUAAUAUGUAGAAGAGUAGCAUCUGCAGUAACAACUGCUGUUAUUGGAGCUGGCAAGAAUUUAUAUUUUGAAUAGUGGAAAUCUCAAACAGCUUCUGAUUAUUUAUACUAUGUUUUUGUUUAUCAAUCUGCAGAAUUGAGAUAACAAUAAUAGUCAGCACCUAUAACUAAUAGCUUGUUUUAACCGAUAAAAACUUCUUCUUUUAUUGUUGAUCAUUUCUUCUAUUCAUAUAACAAAAGUUUAGACUAAUCAAUAAUAGCAAUCUAAGUCGGUUUAAGGGGAUUUUUAUGGAGAGAAACAAGGGAUGGAGGAAGAGUAGAAAUAUUUUUACUAAGAUCUCAAGUCACUGGUAUUACACCAGCAUGUACUGCAAGAAUUGAAAAAGAAUUUUAACACGUAUUGUGGUGCUAUGUAGACAAUAGAAGUAACGAUUACUGGAUAAUAGUUGUGCAUAAUUUAUUCACUUAAAUACAAACAAAUAAUUAUUUGAAUAUUUAUUUUUCAAUGAAAAACCCUUCAGGAGCUACAAAUAGAUCAGUUCAAUAUAUAGUAAAAUUUUAUUAUAACUAUAAAUCUGAUGGUGACUACAAAGUGCAAAUACAAGAUUUAUUUUCUCAAUCUAACUUUGACUUUUCAGAGUAUGAUAAAGGUUACACAAGAAUUACCAAUGCCAUGUCUCGUUUUUAUGGCUUUAGACCAAAAAUUUUUGUUGAUAGGAGGUUUGAAUUAAGAUUCUAUGCUAAAAUUAUGUCACCUAAAGUAUGGCUAGAAAGAAUAGACUUUUAUACAAAUGAGUUGUGUGUAGAGUCAGGAUUUGACUGUAAUUAUUUAUUAGAUGUUAGGGUAAGAGAAUAUGAUACAACUCUUCUAUAAAGAUAUCAAGAAAUAGAAGUUAGAGGUAGAUCUUGGUUAGGUGUUGGAUAUUUGAUUAAUUAACCAAAUUAUAGAGUUUAUAAUCAAGGUUCAAAAUUAGAAUUUAUAAUUUCAACUAGAAGAACAAAUUCACAUAUUGGUUUAUGGAAAUAAACUAAUCCAAAUAGAGUUGGUCAUAUGUUUGUCUACGACAAUGCUUAAGAUUCAAAAACAAUACAAAGUAAUGAACAUUAAUCAAAUACAAAAUAUAAUGACUUCUCAACUAAUAAAUAAACUGAUGAACUCAAACUUUAAUAUUUCUAUUUUACCAAUUAAAUACAUAAUUAGCUUACUUCAUUUGUAAUUGGAAUGUUUGUUAAAAGUGGUAGUACUAUGGAUUACCCUAGAAUAUAUUUUGAAUUGAAAUUCCCUAUUUUGAAAGUAGCUAAUAUUCCUGGAGCUACCCAUGGCAACACCAUCCCUUGCCAGAUUUCACUAGUUUUAGAAUCUUAAAAUCCAAAUAGGGUCAAUUCAGCUAGAUGCAGAGUUUUUGAUAUUAACACAAAAUCAUAUUAAGGUCUUAUGGUAAGAAUCGAAGAAAUAAAUAAGUUUAGCCCUUAAACUGUUUUAACUUUUGCUUUUGAUGAUUGGCUUUUACCUGACUCUACUAAUGGCUAUACUCCUAUUGAUAUUGAAUUUAACCUAUAUAAAUCAAUUUCACAAAGUGCUGGAUCUCUUGAUUAUUUUAGAUAUUUUCUUCUUUUAAAAGAAAUGAUUUUGGUAGAUGGAAUGAAUCCUUCAAUAUGGGAUAAUACUGCGAUAUCUUCAAUUUAAUUAAAACCCCCUAAUAAUUAUGUUUAUGGCAAAAAAAAUGUUGAAUACAACGAUAAUUUAAUUAAUCCUUGGCCUAAGCCAACUAUAGGAUAUGUUGAUACAUGGGGAUAAUACAAUACUGCUGGAUAAAAGAUGAGAUUAAUAUUCGCAAAUGGUUUUAUUGGAGGGGAUAAUACUCCAGAUUCUUUGAAUUACUAUGAUGGUUUUGGGCAGCUUCAAUUACUUUGGUUUAAUAGAAAAACUAGAUCUGCAUACAUAUCUGCUCCAAAAAGAGAUAAUAACAAUUCCAUAAAUUUUUCUAUUAAAAAUGCUGUUAAUCCUUAUCCCUAUCAAAAAGAUACUUGGAAUUCGAAUGGAAAAAUAGAUUAUUAAUUAUAUAUGGGAUAAUACUGGAAUUUUAAUGGAGAUGGGUUUAGAUAAACUAAUAUAGGUUUAAUGGAAUUAUCAUCUAAUGCAUAAUGGUCUUAAUUCAUAAAAGAUCUUCCUACUAUAAAUAUAGAUCUAAGCUAAUCACACUUAAUUGAUGUUAUUCCAACAUAUAACUACGCAGCUAAUUAGAGUAUAACUAUGAGAUUUAGAAUUACACAUUAAAUAAGUAAAUCUGAAAGAGUAAAAAGAUAAUUAACUAAUGUUGUAUUUGAUUUUACAUAAGGAGUUAAGGCUAUUCAUAAAUGCUACAUAUAAAGCGAGGGUCAAAAAUAAAAUUUGUAUAUUUAUAGAUAUGCAGAUUGUUAAAUAGGAUUUGCUAACAAUAGAUAUAAUGUCUAAUUAAUAGGAGUAGCUAAUUGGGAAGAUACUUCUCCUUAUUAAAUGUUUUUACAAAUGUAGAUUGAUAAAGAUACUAUAGCCUACACAAUAUCAACCUACACAUAAAACGGCUAGGUUGAAUAUUUCAAAUAAGUUACUGUUCCAUCUACUUAAUUUAGUAAAGUUCAUUAUACUUUUAACUAUUUUAGAUUUACUGAAGGAAAAUAUAUUUCUGGAUAUCAUGAGAUAGCAUAAAGAAAUAUUUAUACUAAUAGCGCUAUUAAUACUACAUGGAGGUUGAGAUUUAGAUUUAUUUUAGAUAUUACACUUAAUUAUAAGUAAACUACUAUUUUUGUUGACCCUAUGACUAAUGCUGAUUAUUUACAAAUUAAGCUACCUCCAUUAUUAACCAAUGGAUAUAUUCAAAGCGAUUCAACUCAAUGGCUAAUGUGCUAUUUUGUUCCUGAAAUAUCAGCUUAUGAUAAAUUAGCAUUACCUUUAUACUCUAAAUGUAAAAUUGAUACAACUGGAAAUCCAUAUUUUUAUAUAUUGACAGCCCCUAGAGAUAUUUUAAUAAAUGGCAAAGCUUAUGUAGUUCAUAUUACAGAAAAGAGAAUUUAAGGUGCUUCAUUUAUUCUUCCUCCAGCACCAUAAAGAUCUGAAUUUAUUUGGUAUUGUUAUAGUCCUUUAGGAACAACAACACCAUCUUACGAUACCUUUAUUACAAGAAUAACAAACAGGUUCUUGAAGGCUAAAAUCAAUCAUUUAACUACAACCUCAGAAGAUUAUGAUGUUGCUGAAAUUACUUUCACCCCUUCUGUCCCUCUUAGUCAAAUGUAAGAAUCAUAUUUCUUGGUUGAAAUAGAUAGUAUUUAUUUCUAAAAGACAGGCUUCAAUUAUGAAGAUUUUGAUAUAAUAAAUUCAUAUAAAAGAGAUGGAUUAACUGAAUUUAUAAAUGGAUAUGAUCAUUCUUAUUUAAUUGAACCUCCAUUCUCAAAUGGAUUUUCUUUAAUUAAUUUUGGUUAGCAUAGCAAUUUCUUUGCAAAUAUUAUGAUAAAUCAUGUUAAUGGGUAAGAUUUAAAUGCUGGUUAAUAAUAUGUUUUCAAAAUUCCUAUGAUUAGAAACCCUAGAGAUUAGCAUACUUCUAUUUCUUAUAAAAUUUCAACAGUCUUUAUAAGUAAUAAGGAUAUGAGAAAACAAAUUUUAGAUGAGUUUUGGUUCGUCAAUCAUGCAUAUGUUGACACUACUCACAAUGACAUGACAAGUGCUAACUUUAAAAUGAAUUCUAUAAAUGAUUAUGUGCAAUAAAACACUAUGGAUUUAAGUGUUUAGUUUAAUUAUGAUAUAGGUCCACCUUAAAGAAUUCUAUUAAAAUGGGAUAAUAAUAAUGAUAUUGCAAUUGAUAGGACAUAAUUAAUGACAAUUUAAAUCUCUGGAUGUAAAGUUGAAGUUUUUGAUAAAAUUUAUUUAAUUAUGGUCACUCCUUUAAGUUAUUAACAAUCGGCCUGGUCUGUAAUGAGUUUAGGAACUAAUUUUAAAUCUAAUACUUAUUCAGUUUAAUAUGGGUUUUGGUUUACAUACAUAACGAAUAAAUCAUUAACUUAAUAUUAUCAUAAUCCUUAGCAAAAAUGGCUCAAACCUUUAGAAGAUCUUACUCCUAAAACAUUUGUCUAUAAAAUAGGAUUUUAAACAAUAAAUAGUGUCUGCCUUUACAGAUUAAUCAUUUCUACACCAAAUUAAGUACCAAUUGGAGGAUAUAUUGAAAUUAAUCUAUCGAACGAACUUGAUGGAUAUGAACCCUAUUGUUAUACAUAUACUACUUUUAAUUUAGUUGAUUCAACAAACCUUAAGUAAGUAAAAUACGGGCCCCUUGAAUGCCAAAUGAAAAAUUCUAAACAAUAUUUAAUAAAAGGAUUUAAUAGCUUUACUGUUUCUACAAGCAUAAAUGUAGACUUGUAUCUUAAAAAUGUGAAUAGUGGAGCUGUAGUUAACCUUUCAAAUGUUAGCAUGUAUGGAACAUAAAAUUCUUAAAACAUAAUAGCAGUUUCUAAACCUGUACCCUAAGUAACAAUUCUAUCUAGUAAUCCAGGAAUGAGCUAUUUUGAAAUUUUAGACAGAGUGAAUUAUCCUAUUUAUGCAAAAGAGUGGUAGAAAUUAGAUUUUAUUUUUACUUUGAGGUCAAACAAUUUACUGAUUAAUUAAAACUACAAAUUGAAAUUCAAUCUUCCUUCUGGUUGGAUAAGUGCAAUCGGAUCAAGGCUAUAGUUAAAAGGUAGAUAUAAAAGAAACGAUCCAUCUAUCUUGCCAUAUGACACUUAUCCUUCACCUCCUUAUAAAUACAAAGAUUGGACUACUUCCAAGUUUAGCUUAGAGGGAGAUAAGCUUGUAUUUGAAAUUAAUGUUGAUGAUCCUUUAUUAAGUCAUUAUUCAAUUAACUAAUAAAUUGAAUAUAUCUUUUCAAUUGACUCUGAAAGAGCUGAUAUAGCUUAUCAAGAAGGUCUUUUAAAUGCAGACCGAGGAUUAUAUAAUUUUUAUUUGGAUGCAUACCAAAGUAGCACACUGCUAGAGAGAACAUAUAACGAAUACUACGUAAAGCCCAGAGAAGAUGUAUCUGACACAUUUAGAGCAUAAGUUUUAAAUACAGGUGCAGGGUAAAAGACAGUUAUCAGAUUUAGUUUUACUAUGAAUUAUGAUAAAGCUGUUAAGGGUGACGAAAUUUGGAUUGAGUUUUAGACAUUUGAUAGGUUAAAUAAAGUAUUCAAAAAUGAUCUUGGGUUAGGUUUUAGUGAUAUUUCAGCUUAAAUUGGUUGCUCAGAGAGGUUUGGAUUUAAUAAAAUAUCAAAGCAAAGAAUUCUUUGUUAUGUUUUUAAAGGAAAUUAGAAUAUAUUAGCACCAAUGAGAGGAACUCCUGUUCUUAUUAAAAUUCCAAUCUUAAAAGAUAUUCCUAGCACAGAAUUAGUUGAUUUUUGGAUAGCUUAUGUAGAAAAUCCAACUAUUGUUGGAUAAGUUGCUGGUAUUAAAUUGAGUGUUAGAAGAGAUUGUAGAGAUGAUAGUCCACACUUUAAUUGCAUUCUUUAUCAUGCUGAACAUUAAUAUUAUAUAACAUAACCAAUACCUCUUAGCUAUUAUUAAAUAAAUGGAGCUUUCUCAGCAAAUUCAAAUAUUGUAACUCUCACUGCUAGUCACACAUUCACUAUUAAACCAUCGAUAGAUAUAUAAAAUAAUUAAUAUAUUUUAAUUUAAUAUCCUUCUAAUCAUAAAAAUAAAAAUACAUGCUAAUCAUAAGUUGGAGAAUGUAUAGAAUUUCCAGAAUACAAUUGGGUUUUAUUUAAACCAAGUGCUUUAAUAAAAGCUGGAUUAGAUACUUCUAUACAGUUGGAUAAUAUGAUAAAUGGAUGGCACAGAAGAAACCCAUCCCCAAAUAACUAUUUCCUUCUUUAAGCAUUUGACAAUAAUGGAAAUAUAGUUUAACCUUACAAGAUUACACAUAACUACUACGACUACUAUAUGAUAGAUACUAAUGGAUAGGUUAUCAAUACUUAAACAUAUGAUCCAAAAUAUCGUAUAAAUACAGUUUUCCUCAAAGAAAAUUUUAUGAACUUAGCAUAAUUAGAUGUAAUAAAUAUGGAUAUUGAAUAAGAAAUAAACUAUUUUAGAUUAGAUAAGCCAAAAGAAAUUUCUAAAUUUGAUACAAACUAUUGCAACGCUACUUUAACUUUAAUGCCUGAGACAUUAAGACAACCAUAUCCUCUUAGAUAUGAUUGUGAAGUUCAUGACCAAUAUAUACUCCUUGUUAGGACAAAGUAUUUCUUACCAUGGGAUUAUACUUUUAAUAAAUUCAACUUAAGAAUUUACUUUAAAUUCAUUAUUGAUGAUAAAAUACCUCCUAAUGGAGGCGUCUCUCCUGGACCAGCAAGUCCUUUCAUACUAUAUGGAUGUGUGGUUCGUUGUGACGAUCCCUCAGAUUCUAAAAACAUUUUAUCAUGGUCUCAUGUUACUUAAUCGAAUAUUCCUUGGGAUAUAUCUUUUUACUAAUAACCUAAUCUAAAUACUGCUGGAUUUUACACAGAAUCAUUUUAUCAGAGGUAAGCUCAUAUAGAUGAAUAAGUAAGCUUAUAAAUGCUAAUUUAACCAAACACUAAAUCUUUAACUUGUGACAUCAAUCAGUUAGUGUUUACUGUACCUGACGAGUUUAUAUAUCCAUAAACCCUAGCUUUAGAUAAAUGUUCAAUUUAAGGUGCUAAACCAGUUUUAGUGGAUUCCUGUUCUGUAUCAAGGAGAUAAGGUUAAACAUAAGUAAGAUUAAUUUUAAAAGAAAAACUUGGAGACUUAGCUAAAAUAGUAACUAUUAGCGAUAAAGAUGGAAAUUAACUAUUUAUAGCUCCUCCAUAUCCUGGUACAUUCUAUCCAAUAAAGUUGGAUAUGUACUGUGAUUCAAAGCUUGUUGAGACUUAAUUCACUAACUUCACUAAUGUAAGAGGUGAAAAUUUAGAUGUUAACUAUUUGAAGGUAAUCAAUUCUUUAGAUGAAUUAACUCCAUAACUUUAUGAGUUUUAAUUUAAAACGGGAAAACACAUUAUUCCACUUGGUUACCAAAGAACAGUUUAGGGUUAGCUUUCUUAAGAUGUUUAUUCAACUAUAAAUUUUGUAUUCGAGUGGAUAGGUGAUGGUUAUACUAUCCACCCAGGUUAUGCAAGUGAUUUAGGAAUGAGUAUUGAAGACAACUCAGAAGUUGGGUGUACUAUAAAAAGUGGAUUAAUAUUAUCUUAAGGAAAUAGACUUAAGUGCAUUUUAAGCUAUGGAAAAGGACCUGAAAAGAUGCCUUAAAUUUCAAUAUCUAAUUACGAAUAAAUACCUCAGAACACUAAGAUAUCAAUAUUAAUUACUAACAUCCAAUCUAUAGCUUCUAGUUUAUUAACUACGGUUAAAAUUGGUGUAAUGAUAAAUAAUCCUAAAUUCAAUUCUGAUGCAUAUUUUUACAACCUAGUUGCAUAUAUUCCUGAUAAGACAAGUGCUUUAAAUUCACCAAUAACAAAUACAAACGAUAAUGUUGUUGUUACAGGAAACAGCUAAAUACACUCUUCAUCUAACUAUCAAUUCACAUUUACUUUAGGAAAAAGAAUUCUCAAAGUCACAGAUUACUUUGGUAUAUAGUUCCCUGAUAAUUUUAUUAACACAUUGAUGUAUGAUCCUUCAACAAUAAAUUGUGCAUCUACAUGUAGCUCUAUUUAUGUUUUCCCUGCUUCAAGUAUGGUAUAUCUAUAGCCUAAAUCAAAUUUAGCAGCUAAUAGUUAAGUUGUUUUCUAAAUUAAUGGAAUUCCCAACCCAAAUUACGCAGUAAGAGGAUAAAUUACUAUUAAAUAAUUUACAUUUAUUGACCGAAAAAUAGAUAGCUAAUAUAAUGCUUAAUUUUCUGCUAAUUUUGCUCCAUCAUCGCUAUUUUAAAAUGCUAAUGUUGAAGUUUCUUCUUAAACUGGUGGUGAAACUAAUGUUCAGUAUACCUUCUAAUUCUAACUAGGACACACAGUACCAGCUAAUGGAGCUAUUUCGAUUGAUUUCCCAUUAGAUCUUUAUGAUAAUCCUAAAUUAUCCUCAGAACCUCUCAAAUGCAAAUUAUUAGGUGAUGUUUUUGAUGAAUUCAAUUAGUCAGUUUGUAAAUUUGCUGGUCCAAACAGACUUAGCGUUGCAUUGGUUAAUACUUAAUUACUUCCAAAUUCUAUAUACAAAAUAAUAGUAGAUGGCAUAACUAAUCCUAAUAAGAGCUACGAUUAAGCUAGCAAGUAAUAAAACUUUGUAUUUUCAUCUCAUUUCAAUAACAAUGCAAUAUUAAAUCAAAUCAUAGCAUAAAAAACUGCUAGUCCUCCUAUAUUCUAUGUUACAGCUUUGAAGAAAUGUAUCGUUUAAGUUAGCCCAUUCAUCAAAAAUACAAAAUUAAGAUCAUUUUACUCAUUUAAAUUUUCUUGUAAUGUAUUGAUUAAGAAUAAAAGUAUAGUGGAAAUAAAUUUACCAAUAGAAUAUAGCAUGAAUAAUAAGUAAGAUACCUAUGAUUGUUCAAGCUUUGAAUAAUCCACUCUUUAUACAAAAUAAUGUACUCUUUAGGAGAUUAAAGGAUAAUUGAUUCUGUCUGCUUAACUGAGAGAAAUAACAAAUUCUUAAUAAUUUACUAUAAAUUUAGAUUUAUUUAAUCCUAGUAUUGCAAAUAAUAAUUAUAUUUUCUCAGCUAAAUUCAGGUGGUAAAAUCAAUAUUUUGCAGACACAUAAAACACAGGAACAAAUUUUGCUAGUAUUUUUGAAAAUCCAAAAAUAAUAUUUACUAAAAACCAAGACAAUCAUUCUUAAAUUAAAUUAUAGAACGUGCCAAUAAAUGCAGCUGAGCCUGCAUAUUAUAUUUUUAAGACCCCAAGCAUUAGAAAUAAGGCAUAAAUUGAACAGACUUCUAUAACAUUCCCUAAUCAUUUUACAAAAAAUUUAGGAGAUAAUCUGAAAUGCUUUAUAUAUAAUUCAAAUAACGAAGCAUAUAGGUUUUCAAUACAUGAUAUUCUAAAAUUAAAAGCAAAAUAAACAAGUGACUAUCUAAAUUUUAUUUAAUUUCCUUGCUCUACAAAUUAUGAUUAUACUAUAACAUUUUCAAAUGUUGGAAGUUUUUACAACUAAAGUUCUUUUGAAUGGAAUUAUUUAAUAGUUUAAAAUGUUUUCAAUCCUGGAAAAUUUUAUUUAGACACUUAUAAAAUUAUACACACAAAUAAUGAAGUAGCAUCCUGGGUUUUCGAAGAUAACUUAUACUAUGAAAUUAGUGACACUGCUAAGUAGCUUGAUAUUAAGAAAAUAGAAGCAAAGAUAAAUAGCACAACAGUUCUAUCUCCUUACGUUUUUGAAACUUACACUCUUUAGUAGCUAAAAAAGAGUACACUUACAGCAAUAAUGAUAGAUUUACCAGAUUAGUAUGAUAUUUCUCUUUAACCUUAAGAUAUUUCAUGUUACGGCUCAAUAAGCUAAGCAAUUAAAACUAGUUGUAAGAUAUACAAUAAUACAAUACUGUCUUGGUCAGAGAUAACUAAAGUUGAAAAUGUUUUCCAUUUCCUAUAUGUAGAAUCGCUUAUAAAUCCUUCAAUUACAGAUCCCUGCAAAAAUAAAUAGAUUAAAAACUCAAAUUUCAAAAUAUCAAUAGUUGAUUUGUCAACAAAUGAAAUUUUAGCAAUUUCAAAACCUACUUAGUAAGCAUGCAUAUAAUACUCAUAAGACCUUCUCUUUAUUAAAAUUGAUGGGCCUACUAAAUUGAUUAAAGGUCUUUCAUAUUAGUUUAAGAUGGAAAUAGAAAGACCAGCGAAUAUAUUAAAGCUAAUUCCUAAAUAUAACAAUUUAUAUUUUGAUUUGAUACCUAACGUUUUUGUGUUUAAAGAUUUUGACCAGCCAUCAGAAAUAGACUUCAAAAUUUUAGUUAAAUAAAAUGCAUAAAUAGGUACACAAUCUAUCAUUUUCGAUAAAAUAGAAACAAGGGAAGAUUCAUCAUAUAAAUCAGGAGAUUAAUAUCAAUUACCUCCAAUAUUAAAAUUUGACAUUGUUGAAAAUUAAGAUACAGACUAAACACCAAAAUAUGUUUUCAUUGAAGAUUUCAAAGGUAAUUCAGUUGGAGGUAUAGUCACAGCAUUUAUAAAUAUCCCAGAGCCUCCAGCUUAGAAUAUGUAUCUUAACAUAGAUAUCACAAACUCUAAAAAUAUAAAAGUAUAACCAUCUAAGAUUUUGAUAACUCACUAAGAAAAAAAUUAUAAUUUCACAAUUUAAUACCUAUCAGAAAAAGUGACUGAACCUAUUCCAUUCUUCUUUUCUCUUUAGUCAAAUUAAAAAGUAGUCCAUCAACUAAGACCUCCAGUUAAACAUUUAGUUAUUACUCAUAGUGAUUAGCAUUCAAAAAACAAAAUUGCAAAAUUAGAAUUUAUGGAUAAUAUUCCGCAUGAAAGCUACUACAAAAAUCAUUUAGGAAAAAUUAUUGACACUAAUUUAAUAUAAACAAAUGAGCUUAAACCUGAAAUAUUGUCUAUUAAAAUUGUAUCUCUAAAAUAAAAUAGAGCAGUUUUAUAUGUUAUUACUAGUUAACCUGGAUCAGUUAAAUAUUUUAUUACCUACAAAAAUUCUAAACCUCCUCGUUCAACUUAAGAAGUCUACUCAUUUAGCUAUUCAGAAGGGGUAAUUAUCAAAAAGGGUGAAGCUCAUACUAAAUAAUAUUUCCCUGAGGCCAAGGAUUUUACAGCAGAAAUAAAGAUUGAUGAAUUGAAUUAUUCUACAUCUUAUGAGCUGUAUGCAGUUUGUAAUAAUGGAAUGGGAAUCUCAACAAUAAAAAGUGCUAAUUUUACUACUUCUUAUUUAAAAGCGGGAUCUAUUUUCCAUGUAACUCUAUCUAAAAAUACAAAUUCUUAAGAAUUAAUUAAAUAACUCUCAUAAGCUCUUAGAAUUAAGCAAAGUGAUAUGGCCUUAUUAACUUCAAAACAGAUAAUAGAUAAUUAAGGAGAAAGGAUAAAGAAUGAUUUAUUCACUUUUGAAAUAGCUAUUGCUCCACAAUCUAAUGGCUAUGACAUGAAUGAAUACCUCUAAAAUAUGAUUUAAAGUAAUCCAGAAACUUUCAUGAAAUUAAUGAAAAAUUAUGUGUAAGGAUUUGAAACAUAUAGAGUUGAACCUUUUUCAAGAAAAUAUAUGAAUGGAAUGACUAAAAUCACUGAUCUAAAGCCAAAAGUAGAAAGUGUCAGUUUUUAUUCAGCAAACAUUACUGUAAGAUCAUGGGAAGAUUCAAUGAUUUAUGCAGUAGUACUGGAAGAUAAAAAUAACUAAAAUAUUACUUUGCUUUCUUAGCAAAUAAUUUUAGGAUUUGAUUAACAUAAUAAUGCAGUAAAAGAAUUUUGGUCAGCUAAGUCUUAUUCAAACUCAACCAACUACAAUUAAGCAAACCUGCAUUUCGAUAAUUUAAAUGAUGGUACAAAUUAUACAGUUUAUAUGACUGCAACUAAUGUAAUGCCUUACAAUAAUCAAUUAAAAUACUUACCUUUAUAGGACAGCAAUGUGAUAACAUUUAAAUUUAGCACUCCUUUCAAUUACAAUGUUGAUAGUUGUCUUAUGAUCGAAGAUUUAAAAGACAUUAACGCACAUCUUUCAUAGAUUAUAGAGAAAAGAUAUGAAACAGAAACAUAAUUUGGAUAUUGUAAAAAGGUGAAAAAUCAUACAAACUCCACAAAAUAAUUGAUUGGAAAAUUCAAUAAUUGA
Molecule: messenger RNA, 22014 nt
Organism: Tetrahymena thermophila SB210
Lineage: Eukaryota; Ciliophora; Oligohymenophorea; Hymenostomatida; Tetrahymenidae
Exons: 40
Source: RefSeq, a predicted model, not a curated record